AUGGCCAGCAAACUUCCAGCAAGCUCUCCUAUGAAGAACAGCCGCGGGUUGCUCUUUAACCGUUACACACACCCAUUGACCACUGCAUCAAGCAGUGUGGGCAGAGAAGUGCGAGAUAACGUGGUGUUUUCUGCGCAACAUGAUGAUUCUACCGCUCCUGCCGCCAUGCCGGAGCUGAACCUGGAUGAGACGAUGCGCGUACGUGAUGUGUUUUCGGAGUUAGUUCAGGACGAAUAUAUUACCUCGCUGUUUGUCUUACGGGUGGUGCUCUCCCACUUUGGCAUGUACCCCUCUGAUGAAGAGCUGUCUCUGCUGCUGAGUGUCUACGAGAAUAAGAUAAGUGUCACUAAUCUCUGUCACUAUCUGCGCUUCUACAAACGGGAAUUUGAGCUAGAUGCACAGAUGCGCCGCGGCGAGAAUCAGAAGGGAGCCACACGGGAAGAGAGUGAAGACACACUGCGGGCCUUCGUAUCGCUCGGUGGUGAUGAGGACGGCAGAGGUUCCGUAAAGGUAGAGGAUUUGCGCCACGUGUGCCGUGAGUUCGGCCUCACCAUUGACAUCGACUCGAUGCUCAUCGGUGUCGUGGACCUUGAGAAUCAGAGCUCACUGAACUACGCCGAGUUCUGCGAUAUGUGGCGUUCCCGAUUUCGCCAGCGUGAAAUGGGCUCCAUGACUUCGGCGCUGGAAAGUCAGCUUGACGUCCGCGGUGCUCUGCGUGUGCUUGGCAUGGAUGAAUCCUCCAUGCUGCAAUGUAACACUCUGAGCCGUGGAGAAAGUUCUGUUGCACUGCGGGAUGAUACGGGGGUGGAAGGGUACAAGUUCCCUCAGAACGUCGAUACCGUUUCCUCUGGGAAACGGCAACAAGAUAUCGCUGAUAAAAUCUCACAGUCGGAGGCGAACCACAUCCAGGCUCUUAAGCGCUUCCUUGUUUUGGGGACUGCUGCCGGUGCCAUGUCAUCGGAUGCUCUGCCGUCGAUUAAGCGCAAGUUGGGUCGCCGCCAGUCCACGCUGCUGGCACUCCAUAUAGCGGCACUGGCGGAGCCUGACCGACGGCGUAGUUGCGCCCCCGCCCGCGAAGAGGCUGCUAACGCAGGUGGUGGUGGUGGUGGUGGUGGUGGUGUGUCUGGCGUCAACGAGGACGCGGGCCUGCCCGCAUUGACAGGGGCAACUGGGGGCGGUUAUCGUGCCCCAAGCCCGAUGAUUCUGUCGCUGCGCAACAGCGCCGCCUACAAGCGGCGACUGCUGGCAUUCGCGCAAAAGUCAAUGAAGAAGGCGAGGGACCGCGGCUCGAGUGUGUGGACGCGCUUCCUGUCCGUCUCGCCUGACGAGGGUAGUGGCCGUAGCUGA
This is a messenger RNA of Trypanosoma rangeli, 1347 nucleotides long. RefSeq lists its product as uncharacterized. The record is from RefSeq and is a predicted model, not a curated record. NCBI's taxonomy places the organism in Eukaryota, Euglenozoa, Kinetoplastea, Trypanosomatida, Trypanosomatidae. The coding region runs from base 1 to 1347 and encodes 448 amino acids. The transcript has a single exon.